AUGAAGCUUGCAUCUCUGAUACCUAAUAGCACUAAUGGUACCUGUUGCUUCCCAAAGGGUGCAGUGAAACAAGGAGGACAGAACCCAAUUGUUCAAAAGCAAGAACAAUGGAAGUUCCUCAAGAGCUUGGCUCCACCUCUAAUGGCUGCUGCAGUUCUGGCCUUAUCUCCAAUCUGCAUCACCCCUGUCUCAGAUGCACAAACCUUAGAUGUUCAAAAAGGAGCUGCAUUGUUUCAUAAAACUUGCAUUGGAUGUCAUGAUGCAGGCGGAAACAUUAUACAACCAGGUGCAACACUCUUUACUAAAGAUCUACAGAGAAACGGAGUUGACACUGAAGAGGAGAUAUACCGUGUGACUUACUUUGGCAAGGGAAGAAUGCCUGGUUUUGGUGAGAAGUGCACGCCAAGGGGCCAGUGCACAUUUGGAGCCCGUUUGCAGGAUGAAGAGAUAAAGCUUUUGGCUGAGUUUGUCAAGUUACAGGCUGAUCAGAACUGGCCAAACAUUUUAAUUGAAGAAAAAUGA
Messenger RNA from Prunus armeniaca (apricot), 522 nucleotides. The record is from the annotation of a GenBank genome assembly. NCBI's taxonomy places the organism in Eukaryota, Viridiplantae, Streptophyta, Magnoliopsida, Rosales, Rosaceae.